Messenger RNA from Nyctereutes procyonoides (raccoon dog), 2918 nucleotides. It is a transcript of the gene POF1B, whose product is annotated as POF1B actin binding protein. The transcript has 17 exons. Gene Ontology annotation, cellular component: adherens junction; actin filament; bicellular tight junction. Bases 86 to 1855 code for a protein of 589 amino acids. Gene Ontology annotation, biological process: actin filament organization; bicellular tight junction assembly; epithelial cell morphogenesis. Gene Ontology annotation, molecular function: actin filament binding. Lineage: Eukaryota; Metazoa; Chordata; Mammalia; Carnivora; Canidae. The record is from RefSeq and is a predicted model, not a curated record.
UCCCUCCUCUGCAGCUGCCAGACCAGUUCCUGCUGCUGCUCAGGGAGAGCGUCUGGGAAGUACCUUGCUGACCACUAAGAACAUCAUGAGCUCAAGCUAUUGGAGUGAGAUGAGCAGCAGCAGCUGUGGGACUCCACAGCCCCCAGAGGUGCUGCAGUACCAGCCUCAGCAUUACCACUGCUACCAUCAGUCAAGCCAAACCCAGAACCCUCCGGAAAAAAAUGUAGUGUAUGAGAGAGUGAGGACCUUCAGUGGGCCAAUGAACAAGGUGGUUCAGGCCUUGAACCCCAUCACCUCACAGGAAGUGCUCUCUCCUAUUAAAACUGUCUCUUCCCACCAAAAUUUGGUUUGGAGCAACCAUUCUCAGGAACUCCAUUCUCCAACUCUGAAAAUAUCUACUUGUUCCCCAAGCAGUCUACAUAUAACCCCAAAUACUGAACAGGAACUCCAUUCUCCAACGGUGAAAGUCACUGCAUGUCCACAGACUAAUAUUAAGAGAUACAUAGUACAAAAUCCUGAACAGGAACCACUUUCUCCAUUCCUACGAGGAGGCCAUUUCUUCCCAGGAAACAAUGUUAUUUAUGAGAAAACAAUAAGAAAAGUAGAGAAGCUAAAUUCGGAUGAGGAAUGCUAUCCACGGGUCCAAUGCCAUCAUCACAUUGUCCGACAGCCCCAGAUCGUCCACUCUGUGCACUGUCAGCAACCUCAUUCUAGCCAACAAAUCCAAACCAUCACAGGAAGUGACUCAAUUUCUACAAACACUGGAAAUGAACUGUGCCAUAGUGGAUCAAGCUAUUUACAUGAUCAGGUGAUAAUUCAAGAUGAUGGCCCUGAAAAGUUGGACCCCAAAUAUUUUGGAGAGUUGCUUGCUGAUCUAAGCCGUAAAAAUACAGAUCUAUAUUACUGCUUAUUAGAAUAUUUGCAGAGAAUUGGAGGAAGCAAAGAGAAUUUUGAGUCUUCAUAUGAGUCAGAAGACAUUGAAUCCUUGAUUCCUAAAGGAUUGUCAGAGUUUACAAAACAGCAAAUUCGCUAUAUUCUGAAGAUGAGGGGUAUGUCUGAUAAAUCACUCCGGCUAGUGCUGUCCACAUUCAGCAACUUACGGGAGGAGCUUGGACAUCUUCAAAAUGACUUGACAUCACUGGAAAAUGACAAGAUAAGACUUGAGAAAGACUUGGCAUUCAAAGAAACUCAAAUAAAAGAGUAUGAAGAACUCUUGGCAUCGGUGAGAGCAAAUAAUCGCCAACAACAGCAAGGAUUUCAAGACUCAACCUCAAAAUGCCAAGCAUUGGAAGAAAACAAUCUCUCUCUUCGACAUACACUAUCAGACAUGGAAUAUAGACUAAAAGAACUGGAAUACUCUAAGUGUAAUUUAGAACAAGAGAAUAAAAAUCUUAGAAUACAGGUUUCUGAGACUUGCACAGGCUCAAUGCUGCAGAUGAAAAUGGAUGAGAUUGGCAACCAUUACAUGGAGAUGGUAAAAAACUUAAGAAAGGAGAAAGAUAGAGAGAUCUGCAAGCUAAGGACUCAGUUAAAUCAGUACCAAAAAGAUGUUUCAAGAAGAGAAGGAAGUUACAGUGAAUUUCAAUUCAAGCUUCAUGAACUGACAAGCUUGCUGGAAGAGAAGGAUUCCCUUAUAAAGCAUCAAUCAGAGGAACUUUCAAAGUUGAGACAAGAAAUUUAUUCAUCUCAUAACCAAAUCUCCAGUGGUGGAAGGACUACUAUCACCACUAAAAAGUAUAGGACACAAUAUCCAAUCCUAGGCCUCCUUUAUGAUGACUAUGAAUAUAUACCACCAGGUAGAGACACACAGACUAUUGUGAUUGAGAAAACAGAAGACAAAUGGACUUGUCCAUGAAUGGACCUCCAAAUCAAAGGAGCUUUUGUGUCUACAUUAGUACUUUAUUUUCCAUUACUAAAGGCCAAUCAAUAUUUUGAACCAUGCUACUACUCAGUGAAUCUAAUGAAAUGAAUUAGUUCUGCAGAUGACAGUUUCUCCAGCCACUACCAGGCCUUUCUAUUACAUUUUUGUAUUCAAUAUAGCAACACAUUGUUUAAACUCCAAUUCCAGACACUGUAGAACAUAAUCCACUGUUUUUCAAUAGGGUGCUUCCUAGACACUGAACUAAUUUGUUGGAGUAGAGAUUUUACAAAUUAUUCCAUUGGAAGAUUUUCUCUGAUAUUAAAUGUGCAAUUCAGCUACAAACAUAAAUACUGUUUUUUAACCCCCCAAAAAGAGGCAAGAAUUAUUGAGUUUUUAAAAAGUUCACUACAUUGUAUAUAUAGCAUAUAUUUGCUUUUCUUACAUUAAACUUCAUGACUAAAAGAGAUGCUCUAUUACAUGCUAUUUAAACCUUUCAGAGAUAUAACUAAAUCACAGGUGAUGGGUAAUUUCAUUUAUCGGGGAAGUAGGAUAAUAUUUUUUAAAAUAACUAAGUCCACUAAAUUACAUAGUAUACUAUUAUGGUUCUAAGAACAUAUCAGUGGCUUGGCUUGGCAAAUCUAUUCUUUUGAAGUAUAUCAUCUUCAAAUGAGCCCACUCACUUCCUUAAAAAUAUGUAAUACUAUAUUGUAGGAAUGGAUAGAAGGAAGGUGGACUUUUUUAUAGAAGUAUACAACAUGUUACAUUGAAUUUUUGCGUAAGGUUUAGAGAAUAAGAACAAGAACAAAUACUUGACACUUGUAUCCUAUUUGGGAGAAAAAGAUUUUAUAGUAUGCAAUGCACUUAGAAGUUGGUUGAUUAACUGGGUUCUAAUGACUCUGCAAAGUGAACAAAACUAUUUUCCAAAUACAUGAGUAGAUAAGAAUGAAAUUUCUUAAUUUCAAAUCCUAUGGUUAAAAUUAAGAAUUGGUGAAAAUUAAAAUGUUUCCAUUUGACAAAGUACAGAUUAAAACAAUAAAUAUAUUUGGUUUACAUGUGA